Messenger RNA from Xyrauchen texanus (razorback sucker), 2023 nucleotides. RefSeq names its product protein MAL2-like. Gene Ontology annotation, biological process: myelination. The transcript has 4 exons. Gene Ontology annotation, molecular function: structural constituent of myelin sheath. NCBI's taxonomy places the organism in Eukaryota, Metazoa, Chordata, Actinopteri, Cypriniformes, Catostomidae. The record is from RefSeq and is a predicted model, not a curated record. Bases 239 to 769 code for a protein of 176 amino acids. Gene Ontology annotation, cellular component: membrane.
ACGGCAGGCUGGUGGACAAACACCAAUGAGAGGCACGUUUUAAAUAUUAUCACACAAAGUCGAUCACAUUCACGCUAUAUUAAACUGGCUUCGGCUCCUGCGCUGCGGGAGAGGCAACAGGCAAGAGAGGAUGGGAGUGGCCACGCACCUGUCAUACCUGUUCCCGAUACAUGACUCCAGCUGGACUGUCCUGUGCUUUUGUCCUUUGUACAACCUGUGCUUGUCAUACUGACAGAGGAUGGCGGAAACGACGAACCCGGCCGCUACCUCCUUUCCAGCGCCGACUAUUUCUCUACCGAGCGGCGUUGGUAUAUUGCGGACGUACUCGGGGGCUCUGAUUUGUUUGGAAAUUGUGUUUGGAGGGUUGGUAUGGAUCCUGAUAGCGUCGACGAAAGUGUCCGUGCCGCUGUUGCAGGGAUGGGUGAUGUUUGUGUCGGUUACCAUGUUCAUCUGUUCCACCGUAUACCUCGCCAUCUUUCUGCUGGGCCUGGCUGACAGAAUUAACACUGAUUGGAAUUUCAUGGAUAUGUUCUACCAUUUCAUCGCUUUGCUGUUUUAUUUUGGUGCCUUUUUGCUGGAGGCAACAGUUUCAUCAGCGGGUACAUAUGUAAACAACACUGCCUGUAUACGCAGACCCCGUGGCAAUAUAAUGACGUUUAUGGACUAUCGAGAAUACAAUAUUAAUGUUGCUGCUGCGAUUUUUGCAUUUAUAGUGACAGUGUGUUAUGGCUGUAGCAUGUUCAUGGGCUUCAGGAGGUGGAGGAAAUGAAACUCAAGAACUGGCGCACAUGUAACCCAUCCAUAACAUGGACAUUUUUAAACAUUAGCUGUACAGUUAUGAAGCAUACCAUCCAAAAACCUGUCUUUUUUUUCUCUCGCAAUUGAAUAUAAAACAAUAUUCUUCAGUAUAAUACUCUAUCAACACCCAGCAGGAAUAGUCUUCACAAUGCUAUAUUUAAUUUUUCUAUUUUUUUAUUUUAUUUGUUGUGUUAUGUUUCUACAGGUUUUGUCAUCAUAUAGCUCAUAAUGUAUAGAUUUAAUAAAUCAUAAUUUUGUUUUUAUAAUAGCCUGUGUGAUGGAAUUUCCAUUGCCAUUUCUGGCCCUGUUUACGCUUUGAAACUAGAGGAUUAAUAUAGGAAAUAUUGUGUAUUAACCACUAGAGGGUCUACUUUGCAUGGAUUACAAAACUAUCAGAUUCGAUUGCUACAGUACAUUGACAUUUGCAGUUGUCCUGUAAGCAAGCAACAGCAGUGAAGUUGUUGUCAGCACCCUGACUAUGCUGUGUAGGUCACUGCAAAAUGCUAAAUUACACUGCUGCCAUUAUUAAAUGUUUUAGAAUGAUGAUGAGCCAUCAAGUGUGUUGAUUAAGCUUUAUUUGCAUUAAUGUUUUCAUUACCAGUAUAUAACUAUUUAGAUCACCUGUAACAAUUUGUGCUAUUAAGUUGAAUUGUUUAACUUUUAUUAUUAAUUGCAGAUUGGUAAAACUCUUGAUUGUUUAAAGAGACCUGUAAUCUCCCACAUCAGUAAAACCUUUGACCUUGACAGUUUGCUCUAACUUUUGACACACUGACUACCUCAAACUUGUUGGCUUCCUUGAUGCAGGUUGCAUUUAAUCAUGACAGCUCUGAUAGACAUAGUGCCAUUUUAGACACCAAAGGGUCAUUUAACAUGUCAGUCUUAAUUGUGAGGAGCCAACUGACCAUACUUUGUCUAUUCUUAAAAGAACAAGAUAGGUUUUAAAAAAUUUGAAAUGGUUCAAUAUGAAGACAUUUCCAUAAAAUGGUUACCUGCAGCUGGGUCUGUUCUAAUUAAAAUAGGCUAUUAUAUGUAUCAUGCAUUUUAUUUUUAAUGCAUUACACCUUUGUUUUUGGUGGGAGUGUGCUUAGUUGUGAUGAACACAAGACUGUGCCUUAUCCUCUCACACAUCCUUUCGAUUUAAAAAGGCAUUCUUUCUUAAGCAUUUAUGUGUAAGAUACCUUAAUGUUCAUAGAAAACUUAUGACCUUGUGGAAUAUAUUAAAUUC